CCCCACCAAACGCCCCCAACUCUCCGGCCCGGCAGCGGGCUGGCGCGCAAGUCCUGCUGGGGCUUGUAGUCUGGGCCGUUCUGGAACGGAGGCGCCUGCGCAUUGACCGCUAACUCGCUCCAGUCGCUGUGGUCGGGGCUCGGGACCGGCUGCCAUCUUAGUCGAGGGACUGAGGAGUCGCCGCCGCCCCGAGUCCCGGUAACAUGCCUUGUACAGUGGUCUUUUGGAGACAAUGCCUUAACCAAAAGAAGUGAUUUGAACUGUGAGAACUUCAGGUUUGCUGUUAAUAUUGGUGGUAUGUCUGACAGUGGAUCACAACUUGGUUCAAUGGGUAGCCUGACCAUGAAAUCACAACUGCAGAUCACUGUCAUCUCAGCAAAACUCAAAGAAAAUAAAAAGAACUGGUUUGGACCAAGUCCUUAUGUAGAAGUCACGGUUGAUGGACAGUCAAAGAAGACGGAAAAAUGCAACAAUACCAACAGUCCCAAAUGGAAGCAGUCUAUCACAGUUAUUGUUACCCCUGUGAGUAAAUUACAUUUUCGUGUAUGGAGUCACCAGACAUUGAAAUCUGAUGUUUUAUUGGGAAGUGCUGCGUUAGAUAUUUAUGAAACCUUAAAGUCGAACAACAUGAAACUUGAAGAAGUGGUUGUGACUUUGCAGCUUGUAGGUGACAGAGAGCCAACAGAGACAGUUGGAGACUUGUCAGUGUGUCUUGAUGGGCUGCAGUUAGAUUCCGAGGUCGUCACUAAUGGUGAAACUACAUGUUCAGAAAGUGCUUCACAGAACGAUGAUGGCUCCAGAUCUAAGGAGGAAACAAGAGUGAAUGCAAAUGGAUCAGAUGACCCUGAGGAGGCAGGGUCUGGCGAAUAUAGGAGGAUCAAUGGGAAUAAUUCUCCAUCUCUCUCAAAUGGUGGUUUUAAACCUGCUAGACCACCAAGACCGUCUCGACCACCUCCACCUACCCCACGUAGACCAGCAUCUGUCAAUGGUUCACCACCUGCUACUUCUGAAAGUGAUGGAUCCAGUACAGGUUCUCUGCAACCAACAAGUACAAGUACAAGUACAAACACAAGUACAAGUGCAUCUGAAGGAGCAGCAUCUGGAUUAAUAAUUCCUCUUACCAUAGCUGGAGGUGCGGGCCCUAGGCCAUUAAAUACUGUAGCUCAAGCUCCCCUCCCACCUGGUUGGGAGCAGAGAGUGGACCAGCAUGGGCGAGUUUACUAUGUAGAUCAUGUUGAAAAAAGAACCACGUGGGAUAGACCAGAACCUCUACCUCCUGGCUGGGAACGGCGAGUGGACAACAUGGGACGUAUUUAUUAUGUUGACCAUUUUACAAGAACAACAACGUGGCAGAGGCCAACCUUGGAAUCCGUCCGGAACUAUGAACAGUGGCAGCUACAGCGUAGUCAACUUCAAGGAGCAAUGCAGCAGUUCAACCAGAGAUUCAUUUAUGGGAAUCAAGAUUUGUUUGCUACAUCACAAAAUAAAGAAUUUGAUCCCCUUGGUCCUUUGCCACCUGGGUGGGAAAAGAGAACUGACAGCAAUGGCAGAGUGUAUUUUGUCAACCACAACACCCGAAUUACACAGUGGGAAGAUCCACGAAGUCAAGGUCAGUUAAAUGAAAAGCCCUUACCUGAAGGCUGGGAAAUGAGGUUCACAGUGGAUGGCAUUCCAUAUUUUGUGGACCAUAAUAGAAGAACAACCACCUACAUAGAUCCUCGCACAGGAAAAUCUGCCCUAGACAACGGGCCACAGAUAGCCUAUGUUCGGGACUUCAAGGCAAAGGUUCAGUAUUUCCGCUUCUGGUGUCAGCAACUGGCCAUGCCACAGCACAUAAAGAUCACAGUGACAAGAAAAACAUUGUUUGAAGAUUCCUUUCAACAGAUAAUGAGCUUCAGUCCUCAGGAUCUGCGAAGACGUUUGUGGGUGAUUUUCCCUGGAGAAGAAGGUUUAGAUUAUGGAGGUGUAGCAAGAGAAUGGUUCUUUCUUUUGUCACAUGAAGUGUUGAACCCAAUGUAUUGCCUGUUUGAAUAUGCAGGGAAGGAUAACUACUGCUUGCAGAUAAACCCUGCUUCUUACAUCAAUCCAGAUCACCUGAAAUAUUUUCGCUUUAUUGGGAGGUUUAUUGCCAUGGCUCUGUUUCAUGGGAAAUUCAUAGACACGGGUUUCUCUUUACCGUUUUAUAAACGUAUCUUGAACAAACCAGUUGGACUUAAGGACUUAGAGUCAAUAGAUCCUGAAUUUUAUAAUUCCCUCAUCUGGGUUAAAGAAAACAAUAUUGAAGAAUGUGGUUUGGAAAUGUACUUCUCAGUUGAUAAAGAAAUUCUGGGUGAAAUUAAGAGUCAUGAUUUGAAACCAAAUGGUGGCAAUAUUCUUGUAACAGAAGAAAAUAAGGAGGAAUAUAUCAGAAUGGUAGCUGAAUGGAGGUUGUCUCGAGGUGUUGAAGAACAGACACAAGCUUUCUUUGAGGGCUUUAAUGAAAUUCUUCCCCAGCAAUAUUUGCAAUACUUUGAUGCAAAAGAAUUGGAGGUUCUUUUAUGUGGAAUGCAAGAGAUUGAUUUGAAUGAUUGGCAAAGACACACCAUUUAUCGUCAUUAUACUCGAACCAGCAAACAAAUCAUGUGGUUUUGGCAGUUUGUUAAAGAAAUAGAUAAUGAGAAGAGAAUGAGACUUCUACAGUUUGUUACUGGAACCUGCCGAUUGCCAGUAGGAGGAUUUGCUGAUCUCAUGGGGAGCAAUGGACCACAGAAAUUCUGCAUUGAAAAAGUUGGGAAAGAGAACUGGUUACCCAGAAGUCAUACAUGUUUUAACCGCCUGGACCUGCCACCCUACAAGAGCUAUGAGCAAUUGAAGGAAAAGUUGUUGUUUGCCAUUGAAGAAACAGAAGGAUUUGGACAAGAGUAGCUUCUGAGAACUUGAACCGCUGAAGUAUAAGAACUUAAUUGCAGUGCUUGUCCUUUUCCUUCUCUGCCUGUUGCACAUCUUGUUGUAAAAUUGGACUGUGACUUUAGAGAGUUAUCUGAGUGUAAGUAAAUUGUCUCCCAGUGAUCUGGAUUUCUAUUCAACAUUUCCAGAAAUCUUAUUUGCAAAUGACUAGUGACACUUAACAUGAGACUUAACAGCAAUGAAUUCUGCCCUGUCUUAAUUACACUAGGUUGUUUCCUUAACAGUUUUAAAUUUGUGUCCAAAGUCUCACUUGGGAGUAGGGUUUUGUAUUUUAGAGAUCUGCAGAUAUGCAGGGAAGUUCCUUAGUUACAGCAAUAUACAAGAUCUUCCUGUUAAGCCUCUUUCUAAGGGGUAUAUGUUAACACAAGUUAGCUCCGCUUCUGGGAUGUGAACAGACACAGAGCUUGGGCUCUUCCUCUGUUUCAGCCUGGCCUGACUGUUGUUUUCCUUUCUUCAGCAUGAAUCCGGGCAUCAGUUUGAUGUUAUUCAUGGAAGUGGUGCAACAGUCUUGCAUCUCUCUACAAAGUAGCUUUGUCUAAUUUCAGGGAAAAACUGGUCCUAGCCCACAAAUGACUUCAUACCUCUCCUAGUUUCCAAGUUUGAUUAAUUGCCUUGAAACUACUAAACUUUACAAACAGUGUUAACACCAUGUUUCCUUCACUGUUGGUAAAAGUUAACCUAGAGUUGGAAUUAGCUGAAUUCAUCUGAGUUCAUCAUUGAAGAUUUUUAUGGUAUUGUUAUUUAAUCAUAAUCUGACAAUUUCAAUUAUGUUUAAUUAUUGUUAAGGUAUUCAAGUUGUAACCAGAGUGUUUUUGUAAUGCAACCCAGAAGUCAGUGAAACAGCCUGUAAAAUUAUACUUUCAUUUCGGAGGGAGAGCUGUGAUACUGGCUCGAAAGAAAAGAUGGUAACUUCUAGUAAUCAUAGAAAUACAUUUUCUGCAUGAAUAAAUUAGAAGUCUUCAAAUUUAUCUAUGGCCAUACCACCCUAAACACACCCAAUCUUGUCUGAUCUCGGAGGCCAAGCAGGGUAGGACCUGGUUAGUGCUUGGAUGGGAGAAGUCUUUAAAUUUUUCAUUUCUUUGACACAUGGUGGAGUGACCAUUUCUGUUCUUCACAUUAUAGUAUAUUGGGUUGAUAUUCCUUAUCAGCAAUAUUCUUUUACCCUCAAAAUUUUUAGCAGGUUUUCCUUUUUGCCCAUGACUGCUUAACUUAGACUGUUCCAUUAGUAACUGAUUAAUGGUACCUUGGACUUUUCCAUAGGUAAUUUUUUUAACUUGGCAUAGCUUAGGCAGAUAAGUUGGCUACUGUCAUAAAGUUGACUUCAUGGGCAGUGGGAUGAAGCUUGUAUCGGCAGUCCCUGUCACAGCUGGUCCCUGAGGACAGCCUUCUAACUGGUGUAACAGAGACUGUGACCUGUUCCAGUGUCGGAGCAGGAACAAGCAGCAGUAAGCCCAAAAUAAACAGAGUAGGAGAUCCUGUUUCAUGUGGAAAGAAAAAUUAUUUAUUUCUAAUGAUUCUUCCUGUUUACACCCUAGAAAAACAGAAAUAUUUUUAACUUGUGUAUCUGUCUCUAAGACACUGCCAUCGUAAAGCAGAGACUUGCAUGCGUGAACCGGUACCCUCAUUCAGAAAUUUUCAGUGAUAAUGGGGAUAUUAGGCUCUCCCUGAUACUCUUAUUUUAUUCCACAUAUCUGAGAAAAAGUAGUAUGUAGUCCAACCCAGAGAUCAGUGAAGCAGCAUGUAAAAUGAUACUUAUAUUUCAGAGAGAGAGCAUUUUUAGAGUUUCUAAAAGUCCUAGUUGUUUCCUGAAAUAAGGACUGUGCCUUUUUUUUGGUAGGGGAAAAUGCUGUUGCUUCGUCUUACAAAGCAAAUGUCUGCCAACUACCCACUCCUUACAUAAGUCUGAACUUUGGUAAUAUAUGGCUAUGGCUAUUGAGACUUCCUGUUGAGGUGGAUUCUCAUGCUACAAGUAGUUAUUCCAAUAUUUACUAGAGAUUUAUGAGAGUAAAUUAAGAGAUAAUGUAAGAAAGUAGGUGGGUUUUUUUUUUUUUUUUGGUUCUAUAUAAUGCUUCAUGAUUCACUUAGGAACCUAGAAAUAUUGUGUGAAAAUGUAUAAAUAUUUCCCAAAAGGCUUUCUGCCCUAUAUUUUUAAAAUACAGAAUAGCUAUAUUUGAAGUAGUCCCAGCCCUAGUUCUAUAGGGCUUGGCUAUUUAAUAUUUUUAUGGAAGAAAUGUUUAGUUCUGGAAAAGGUAAAUGCUUGUAUAUAUUUUUGCAGCCUGGGAUCUCCCCUACUCCAUUUUUUCCUUUAAUUUAAAUGGCCACAUGUAUAUGUCUUCCCUGCUGUGUUAAGAAAAUGGGGGCUGGAUAUCCCAAAAAUCAGAGGUUAUAUAAAAA
Ochotona princeps (American pika) is the source of this 5340-nucleotide messenger RNA. It is a transcript of the gene ITCH, whose product is annotated as itchy E3 ubiquitin protein ligase. The coding region runs from base 298 to 2904 and encodes 868 amino acids. The transcript has 25 exons. Gene Ontology annotation, molecular function: ubiquitin protein ligase activity; protein binding. The record is from RefSeq and is a predicted model, not a curated record. Lineage: Eukaryota; Metazoa; Chordata; Mammalia; Lagomorpha; Ochotonidae. Gene Ontology annotation, biological process: protein K29-linked ubiquitination; ubiquitin-dependent protein catabolic process; protein K63-linked ubiquitination.